UCUUAGAAUGUUUCAUUUCGUAGCUCUCUACAUACACUAUUUGCUCCAUUAUUAAAAAAACACAUACAUUAUUUGCACAAGUUUUCCAUGGGAAAAUCAGAUUGGUCUUAGCCGCUGUGGUGCAAACCUGAAACUAUGCAAGGCAGGUCCACGCCUCCACUAGAGCCAUUUCAGCUGCGCUGCUGAUUGCUGAAGCAGUGAAGCUGACCUAUGCACACCGGUUUGCCUCGUAUUCUCUCUUAUCGGAUCCGGUUCACCCCCGCCCGUUAACCCGAAAUCACCCGAAUAUAUAGCGAACUUUCCGUGACACAGUGGAGUUAACCACCACUCCGCUAACCAACCUCACGAGCUGAGCUUAAUUGAUGCGCCAUCGCCGCCGGCAAUGGCCGCCGCCGCAGUGAAGUCGCCGGAGCCGCCGUUCGCGUUCCGCCCCGCCCGUCCCCCGCUCCCGCCGCUGCUGGACGACGAGGAGGAUGGCGAGUUCGAGUUCAGCGUCCCCGCGGCCGCCGCCGUGCUGUCCGCCGCCGACGAGCUGUUCUCCGGCGGGAGGCUCGUGCCGAUGCUCCCCCCGCCACCGCGGCGUCCCCCUUCUUCUUCUUCCCCGCCGUGCUCGCCCCCGCCGUGCCUGGAGGUUCCCCCCUCCGAGCCGGCGUCCCCUCGCGCCCCGCGGUGUGGUGGGCAUCGGUGGCGCGAUCUGCUCACGCUCGUGUCGAAGAGGACGAGCGACGGCGAGGCGAAGGAUCGGGUGGUGGGUGGGAGUCCGAGGCGGCGGGAGGCGCACGCCCAGCCGCUCCUCUCGCGGGCCUCGUCGUCUUCCUCGUCGGCCUCGUCGUGCGACUCCGGGAUCAGGAACGCGCGGCGGCCCGCGACAGCGCUCCGGCGGGUGGCGAGCCUCCUCCACCUCAUGUCCAAGAAGCCCGCCGCCGUGGACGCGCCGCCGAAGCGGCGAGACCAUCAUCACCAGCGGUUCCUGGCCCGCGCCUCCUCGUCGUCGUCGUCCUCGGCCUCCUCCUCCUCCGACUCCGGGAGGAACUCCCGCACGCCGUGGCACCCGCCCGGCCCCGCGCGGCCGCGGCCGGCGGUGGCCGCCGAGAGCCCGCGGGUGAGCGCGUCCGGGCGCGUGGUGUUCCGCGGCCUGGAGCGGUGCUCGAGCUCGCCGGCGACGGCGGGCAUCGGCCCGCGGCGGCCGCGGCCGAGAGGCAUGGAGCGGUCGUUCUCGGCCAAUGUGCGCGUGGAUCCGGUGAUCAACGUGUUCGGAUUCGGGCAUCUGUUCCUGCCAUCUUCGCCGGCCAAGGAGAAGAAGGCCGACAAGGACAGGGACAUCGCCGGCGGCGGCGGCGGCGGCGGCCGGAGGAACAGGCCGGCGAAGCUGGCCAUGGUGCUGAGAGAUCCGCAAGAUUAGGUGGUGGCCAUGCUGGAAAUAAUGCAUGAUAUUCUUCCAGUCUUUGGAUUUUUUUUGUAACUUCUUGCUGCUGCUUGAUCUAAUUCUUCUUUGUCUUUCAGUUGUUGUACACUUGCACUGUAAUAUACUCUAGAUUUAGAACAACAAUUUGCAAAAUUUCAGAGACACUUUUGGUGAAUCUGAAUUCACUGUCAGCUGUAACUCUGAUUAUAAAUGCCUAUGUAAAGAAAGGAACUUGAUGAACAUAAAACAUUCGGUAGUA
Messenger RNA from Oryza sativa Japonica Group (Japanese rice), 1664 nucleotides. RefSeq lists its product as uncharacterized. The record is from RefSeq and is a predicted model, not a curated record. Lineage: Eukaryota; Viridiplantae; Streptophyta; Magnoliopsida; Poales; Poaceae.